AUGGACUGCGGGGGUACUGGUACGGCUGCGGGCAUUGACCCCAAAAUUCUUGAUAAUUGGCAAACCGACGCUGCUUUCUCGUGGGAGCAUCCGCCAUACGAGCAACCACUGGAGUGGGACACCAGCCAAGACUCGACUCAAGAGGAUGCUGAUAUCGUCGAGUUGAAUACCCUUCACGGGUCUCUAUCGAAAACUCACUCCCAUGCGCCCUAUCUGGAUCAAUCCUGUGGUCUCCACAGUGGUGAGAAUAGUAAGCAAGGCACCACAUCACCGGAGAAAUUCAGUAUCUCCGAUGGACCGAUCGAAGGCACUGUGAGCGGCACCGUCAGUCCGAGAACCUUACCAUCCUCGGCCGACGAUAACUUCCAACUGGAUGAGUCAUGGCCACAGUAUCAACUGUUCAACGUCCUCACGGCCGGAAUACCCAUGGAUACGACUCCACUCCUCUACCCCUAUAGCAAAGAACCCGCCGCGUCGACAAACACGGUCAUUGUCGAUGAUGUCGGGGAGCUUCCGCAGGAGCAUGGGCUGCCGGAUAUCCCCUCGGACCACUUUUUGUCGUUCCAGAAUAUGCCCCAGCCGUUCCCCUUUACCGUCGCGGAGAAUUGGACGGAGCCCUCUACAAAUCCCGCCGUGGAUAAUGUGGCGAGCCAGGCACCUACGGCUUCGCUUUCGCUGAGACCAGAACUGCCAAACAAAGAAAUAAACCCAGUCCGCGAUUUCUCGGCUCCUUUGCGGUCACUCGAGUCGCGGUGGCUUGACAGCCUCGAGUCCCAACUUCCCUCAAACAUGACUUCGCCGACCUCACUGUCGACAGUACCGCAAGGUCCGGCAUUUUUUAAAGAGGAAAAGCCGGGGCAGGAUGUAUUCCAGUACAAGUCGGAGAGCUCAUCGGUGUCUGGUGAUUUCUCGGCCGGUGUAUAUGAAUGCUCCUAUUCUGCGACGAGUGAUGAUGCCCCCGCAUUCGCUGAGAGACAGCUGGGCGAAGAAGGUCCUUGGAAGAGCGUACAGGAGGAUGAAACUGAGAUGUCGCAGCCUCUCCGGAACGCGACCGCCUUUAUGGUGAGCGAGACGCCGGCAGAGUCGUUCUUUGCUUCGGCCCCUUCAAAGUCUAGGGCGUCGUCCGCAGUGCAGCGGAACUCUUCUCGGCCCCAGGCGCUCGCGCUGCAGUCUGUCGCGACAGUCCGGAAACGUAAACAGCGCGGCUCGAAUCAUUCCUUGGACCUCGGUCAGCCGAAGCCACUGCAGAUUGUACAAGAGGAUGGUCAAGGCGGAUCCAUUGCUUCGGCAGAUUUUGUAUCACCGCCGCGCGGGGCGCGACGCAAAGGACCUCUGACCAUGGUUGGUCGGGCAAACGCGGGUAUGCGAAGGAAGAACAAGGACACUUGCGUACAGUGUCGCCUGAAUAAGCGAAAGUGUGAUGGAAACGCUCCGUGUGACGCUUGCCGCCCUACGCUCCACGAACAACCAUGUGCACGCGCCUGCUUUGCUAAUAUCGUGGAGUAUGGCACUUGCAAUUACGUCUCUCAACGAGCUAUCAACCAUCCUACUUUGGAUCGGACAGGCCGAGUUCGGAUGGAUAUUCCGGUGGAAUUUGAUUUGAGUGACCUCCUUUCAUUCCUCGGCGAACGGCAAGGCCGAUUCAACAUCCGCGCCAGCCAAGCUUGGGGUUCUCUAUAUGUUCUGGAUCUGGGAGAAGCUUACAAAUUCCUGAGAAGCUUGAGUGAUUACAACGGCAACUCCCGGUCGAAUUUCCUCGAGUUCAUUGACCGACGGAUAGUCGAGUCGAAGGAUAAGUCAAAGAACUGGCUAACCUGCGUCAAGGACUGUGACCCCAUGAAUAAUUUCUACACUCUACUCUCACGAUGGAACAACAUGCCUAGUCGGGCGAGCUAUAGCUUUGUUCCUCUUCAUCCAGGAGCGCAAGAAAGGCCUAUGGAUAUCCAUAAUACCGACGAUCGACGUGAGAUUCUCCUCGCGGCACAGUUGUCUCGCAUUGUGUGUCGGAUGCUGGAAGUGGAAGGAUUCCGAAAGUUGGAACGAGACUUCUACAACAUCAAAUGGAAGCAGAUAUCCCAGGAUACGCAUUUACGUUUCCUAGGCGAGCUAGGAAAUAUUCUUCUCACACUCCGUUGGCGGGUUUCCUGGUGGAAGCGUCUUGGAGACGGUGGUCAAGAGCCCGACCCGAGCAAGCAGCACUACGUUGACCGAGUGGAUUUGCUCUGCAGGAUCCUUUACGUUUAUUACACAUGUGUGCUGGCUAAACUUCCUUCGUGGUGCGCUGCUGAUGUUCCCAAGGGUGUGUGGUCUACAUACGCCGACACUGAGAAUGCAGUCUGGGAUGACUUCCCAGUGGACCCUACUGAUGAAGGGUUCCAGAGAUGGAUCGACAGGGGAAAGGAAUUGGUCGAACAAGCAGGUGCCCCGAAUGGCACCUCCAAGAUCGCACAUUAG
Aspergillus alliaceus is the source of this 2454-nucleotide messenger RNA. RefSeq lists its product as uncharacterized. The transcript has 5 exons. NCBI's taxonomy places the organism in Eukaryota, Fungi, Ascomycota, Eurotiomycetes, Eurotiales, Aspergillaceae. Bases 1 to 2454 code for a protein of 817 amino acids. Gene Ontology annotation, molecular function: zinc ion binding; DNA-binding transcription factor activity, RNA polymerase II-specific. Gene Ontology annotation, biological process: regulation of DNA-templated transcription. The record is from RefSeq and is a predicted model, not a curated record.